AUGCCUCCCGUACCUGCUGGAGUUGCAGGCCAGCAUGGCCCAUCAACAUUCGAAAAGGCUAAAAUGGGUGCUAUGAUGGGUGCUAGCGUCGGACUCUGUAUCGGGCUCAUCUUUGGUGUUACUAAUAUUGUCCGGUUUGGGCCAGGACCGAAUGGCUUCUUGCGAACACUCGGACAGUACAUGGCUGGUUCGGCAGCCACCUUCGGGUUUUUCAUGGGCAUUGGCACGGUAGUGCGUACAGACACAGAGCGAAAAGCACUGGAAGAAUUCGCCCGAGCCAGACGGCGACCUAUGGUCCUUCCCGCUGAGUUCAGAUACCCACAGUCACGGCAGAUGAAGCCUCUGCAUUAA
Verruconis gallopava is the source of this 351-nucleotide messenger RNA. RefSeq lists its product as uncharacterized. Gene Ontology annotation, cellular component: TIM23 mitochondrial import inner membrane translocase complex. The transcript is spliced from 4 exons. Lineage: Eukaryota; Fungi; Ascomycota; Dothideomycetes; Venturiales; Sympoventuriaceae. Bases 1 to 351 code for a protein of 116 amino acids. The record is from RefSeq and is a predicted model, not a curated record. Gene Ontology annotation, biological process: protein insertion into mitochondrial inner membrane; protein import into mitochondrial matrix.